Messenger RNA from Verticillium alfalfae VaMs.102, 3006 nucleotides. RefSeq lists its product as hypothetical. The transcript is spliced from 5 exons. The record is from RefSeq and is a predicted model, not a curated record. The coding region runs from base 1 to 3006 and encodes 1001 amino acids. NCBI's taxonomy places the organism in Eukaryota, Fungi, Ascomycota, Sordariomycetes, Glomerellales, Plectosphaerellaceae.
AUGGAGCAUGUUCACGGCGUCGACGUCAGCUGGAUGACCCACGGCUCUCCAAAAGACAAAGGUGCAAAAAACACCACGACCCGUCCGAUCACACAGCAACAGUCUCGGGAAACCCCACGAUCCUCUCCAGCGUCCGUGGGCUCUGACGCGCCGUCACCGACUUCACCCACUUCUCCCGUCGCUGCCACCAGCGGCAGUAGCACCAACGGCAACACUGUCACUGAGGAUGGCGCCUUGCCAAAGUCCAUCCCCACGACUCGACCUGGGGUGAGGAGAACCGAAUCGAGCGAGAAGCCUGGCCCCAACGGCACACCCCCGCAUCGCAGGAACUCGUGGUUCUCUAGCAUAUCCUCCAAAUUCUCCUCGUCGCCGAAUCCAAGCACCACGGCCCCCAGUAGCAGUCCGACCGCCCAGCCGCCUCAGACCACGCCGCCCAAGGACACUACACCAGCCCCGCCCAAGGCGGUACCCAGCAGAAAUGCCGUCCUUCAGCACGCGACCAAGCCCGAUGGCGACCUGCCCUACACACCAGCUCCUCCCAGUCGCGGCCAGUCUAGUUUCCUUGGUGUCUUCCGUCGUCUGUCUUCUUCCGGCGGCGCUCUCCACAAUAGCCAGAGGGGCAACCAUGGGCUGGUCGAAAGAAAGAUUCUCAACGUCGACCGAAACCGGGAGCGCUGUGCUAUUGCUGCGCUUCACCAGGCCAAGCUCCGGAGGGUCGCUUUCAGUGUUGACGUCGAGAUUGCACCCAUGCCCAAAUACACUGACGCGGAAAAUGGUGUCAAGUCGACGGUCCCCGCCGACAAGUCCACGAAGCGAAAGCUAACGGAAAAGGGUGAGGGCGAGGCGCUGAAGAACCCAAAAACGAUCGAGGAACAGAAGGAGCAAGAAGGCGUCAUGAGGGCUUACGGGUUAUUCUCGCUGGACUACUCGCUGCCAGGCGGCCAGAGAGCAGGAGACGAAAACAGGUUACUCACCCUGAAGGUCUCACUCGACAAGGUGGCGUUUGUUGAACGGCUGGUACUGAAGAACAACAAGCUGGGCGUCGAUGGUUGGAAGCAUACCUGUCUGUUCAUCUAUCUUUGCCGGACGCUGAGGCACCUCGAUUUGUCGAUGGUCCCUCUGCCACGACCCGUAUCGCCCAAGACCCAUCCUGGCCAUCGGCCUCUUCACUUGCCUCAUCUUCACCACCAAUCUGAAGAGAUCACGCUGGCUUCCUUGUUCUCUAAGGCUGUGGGACAACGCCUCGCAGGCUCAAACUUGGAGCUGCUACACAUCGGAGGCAUCGAACCGACAUCAGAGGAACUCGGCACCAUUAUUGAUGGCGUUAUUGAGUGUGGCGUGAAGCGAUUGGGCCUUGCUCAUAAUAAUAUCGACGACAAGGGCUUGGAACAUGUUGCGAGGUGGGUCACCAGCGGCAACUGUGUAGGCCUUGACCUCGGCGGCAACGACCUGCGGGAGAACCUCGAAGUGUUUGCCAAUGCCAUCUCAUCAGACUCUCCACUUUGGGGCCUUAGUCUGGCAGAAUGCAAUCUGCGCGCGGGGACUUUGUGCAAGAUCCUGCCCAAGCUUAACGGAGCCGAGUGCCAUCAGCCUACUUCGAAACUCGAAAACCUCAGGCGGAUUCAUUUAGCAGACGUGGCGAUGUCAUCUGAGCAGGCCAUUGCACUAGCUGAGAUCCUACCCGAAGUGCAGAAUCUCGCUCACAUCAGCUUCCUCGAGAACCCUGAUCUCGUUAACUUGGCCGACGCCCAAACCGAGGAGUCUCAAGAAGAAGCAUGCGCCCUCUAUGCAUCUCUCCUGGCUGCCACCCGAGUCUCGAACACGAUGGUCUGUGUCGACAUUGACGUCCCCAGCGAGCGGUCGGGCGAGAUCGUUAAGGCGAUGGCUAAGCAGGUUGUGGCGUAUUGCUUGCGUAACUUGCAGCGCUUCCCCAUUGCGGAAAUCAGCUCUGCCGUUCAAGCCCUCUCGGACGGUCAGGAUGCACCGGCUGGACAGGAACCGCCAUAUCCCGAUGUCCUGGCCCACCUUGUCGGUCACGACGUGCUUAACCAAGACGAAGUUGCGUCCGAUGACGAGUCUGCUCCUGAUGACGACUACGUUAUUGGUGGUACAGGCGUGGUGAAGGCUCUGACCUGUUGCCUCAAGAACAGGGGCGACGAAUCGAGGAGGCAGUCUGGGGAGUUCAUCAGAGAGGUUGAGGGCGGUAUCACGCUACCCGCCAUUCCCCAGCCGAGGCUGCCUCACGGCAAGGCCAAGGUCAUGUCAAAGCACCUACUCGCGAGUGCCCGGAAGAUCAGGGUGCGCCUGCAGCCAGCCAUUGCGCGGGCCAAGAACAACGCGAGCGACGAGGAGAAUUAUCGCAAGCUGAUGUUCCUGGAUACAACGCUGGCCAAUAUCAUCAAGCGGUUCGAGGACGAAUUUCCGGACACACGCGUCGACGAGUCCACCGAACAGACAGUGGCCGACGCGGCGUCGGCCAAGUCCGAUCAGCUCGGCACGUCGUUAUCGUCCGAGCUCGACCCAGAGCAAAUCGCCAUCCCGUCGGAUCCUGAGGACGACCUCGACCUCCAAGUGCGGCCCAGCGUGUCGCGCAGCAAUUCAAUCAUGUCGCACACGUCCCGCGCGCUUGCUGAUGAGGAGGGUCGCAUACUCCGCGCGGGCCACAAAUUCCGCUCCGGCAUCAUCAAGCCCGAGCAUUACGGCCUCCUCAACAGCCCAGACGAGCUCAGCUUUGAGCCAAAGCAUGAGGCGUCCAUGCUGGACAUGGUCGAGGAGCUCGAUGACCCCGAGCUCAGCCGCAAGGCCAAGGAAAAGGGCAUCAUUCGCCUCUUCCGGGAGGACAGGGUGGAGAUCUCCGAAGCCCUUCGUCGCGUGGACCCAGAGUACUGGGAGCGUUUCGUCGAGAGCCAGGAGAAGGCGAGGGGGAAUGUGCAGGUGUCCUCGGUGACGAACGGGGGCGCCAAGCCCGCGCAGGGGGACGAGAGCGCCGUCGUUGACGACGCUUGA